Camelina sativa (false flax) is the source of this 386-nucleotide messenger RNA. NCBI's taxonomy places the organism in Eukaryota, Viridiplantae, Streptophyta, Magnoliopsida, Brassicales, Brassicaceae. The record is from RefSeq and is a predicted model, not a curated record.
CUUUUUUAUUUUAUUUUAAGAAGACUAUAAAUUGGUUUCGUCUUCGCUCUCUCACAAUCUUCUUCUUCGACUCUCCUUGGCGGCGCACUCAAAGAGAGAUUCAAACAACUCAGAAAAUGGUGGCGACUGGCUUGUUCGUGGGGCUGAACAAAGGACACGUUGUUACAAAGCGAGAGCAACCUCCUCGACCUAACAACAGAAAAGGGAAAACAAGCAAAAGAACUCUCUUUAUCAGGUCCCUCAUCAGGGAAGUUGCUGGUUUUGCUCCUUAUGAGAAGAGGAUCACUGAGCUUUUGAAGGUCGGUAAAGACAAGAGAGCUCUCAAAGUUGCCAAGAGGAAGUUGGGAACCCACAAGAGAUUUUGUUUAACUUCUGUGCUUGGUUAG